AUGCCAGCCGGCCCUCAGAUGCCUGGGCCGUCCAUGGUGGGACCGUCAGGACAGCAGCGGCGGAUGACAUCUGGACCGGUACCGAACGGCCCCAACGGUCAUCCCGGUCCAUCUACAGAUAUGUCAGGACCCCCGCAGCCCUCACAAGCGCUGGUCCCCCAGUCUCGGCAGUCCACUGCGGCUUCUUCGACCCAGUACCCCUGGUCGUACCGCCCCAUCCGCCUCGCUCCCUCCGCGGCAUCUCCCCCUACCGCUCCGACGAACCCCUUCCCCCGCUAUGGCCUCGCCGUCCCCGCCUUCCCCUCCCACUCGGGCCACAUGCUCAUCUUUGGUGGUCUCGUCCACGAUCACGUCCGAAAUGACUUGUGGUCCAUGGAGGUCAAGGACUGCAGUACGAUGAAUGUACGGACAAGCGGUCAACUCCCUGCGCCAAGAGUGGGGCAUGCGAGCGCGAUGGCGGAUAGGAUCAUGUUGAUGUGGGGAGGAGAUACAAAGGUGAAGCCAGAGGAUAAGCAGGACGAGGGGCUUUAUGUGCUAGACUUGAGAUCGCAAGAGUGGACGCGCAUGCCGGUGACCCCGGGUCCGGCGGGACGGUACGGGCAUGCCGCUUGUUUGCUGGGCAGCAAGUUUUACAUCUUUGGCGGACAAGCGGAGGGGGCCUUUAUGAACGAUCUUUGGAGCUACGAUAUUCGUCAAGCAUUCUCGGGAGACGGGAAUCAACACGUCUGGGAACGGGCCAAUUACAAGACACCACCGCCCUCCCCGAGAACGGGUCACAUCCUGCUCAGCUGGCAAAAUAUGCUGUAUGUGUUUGGCGGGACGGACGGCAACUUCCACUAUAACGACACCUGGCGCUUCGAUCCAGAGACGGGCGAGUGGACGGAGCUCUCCUGUAUUGGCUACAUCCCGGUCCCCAGAGAAGGCCAUGCCGCAGCUAUCGUGGACGAUGUCAUCUACGUGUUCGGCGGGCGUGAUGUCAAUGGAAAAGAUCUGGGAGACUUGGCGGCGUUCAGGAUAUCUAAUUCUCGAUGGUACAUGUUUCAAAAUAUGGGCCCGGCGCCAUCCGCUCGAUCUGGACAUGCCAUGGUCGCCGCUCACGGUACCAUCUUUGUCCUCGGCGGAGAAGCAAACGCGUCAAACGGAGUAUCCAAGGACGAUCCAUCUCUGAUACACAUGCUGGACACUGUCAAGAUAAAGUAUCCAGCAGACAAGGAACCCCUCCGACAAGUACACGCCUCAAAUGAGCGCGUUGUAUACGACAGCGGCUCGCCGAAGCGUCAAGCCGAGGCGGCUAGCAGGGGCAUACCAGCGUCGACCUCGAUGGACAACCUGGCCUUGGCGCAGCGAGCUACCUCGCCCCUCGGUCAAUCGGCCAUGCCUCCCUCCUCGCAGCCUCUCGCUGCCCCCAUCGAGACGAGAAGCAUGUCGAGAUCUGAAUCGCAGCCCAUGGACCCUCACUUGCCUCAGCCACCUAUGCCUGCAUCUGCAGCUCCAGCCACGCGAUCUACCGCCAAUGGGCCGCCCCAACGUCCAAAACGGGAUGGCGAUGAAGACUUCCGCCGAGCCCUGUCACCGGUGUCCAACGGUCCAAGCAGUCCGGUGCAACCCAUACAUCCCCGGGUCAUGUCUCCACCAAAUGGCCCCGCUUCGCCACCGCAGACUACCCGUAAUGGCUUCAAUCCAUCCCUUCUAGGGACUCGCUCGCCUUCGCCUCGGAUGCGGCAGGCCGAUAGCGGCGAUCACCGACCUGCUCCUCCUGCUGAUGCUUUCUACUAUGGCCGCUCCCCCACCGCCAACAACUUUAACGGAAACGGCGGCCCUAAUGGCGCUGUCCGCCCGCCCUCCGCGUCGGGCUCGUCUGAUCUCAUGCGGGAGUUGAAGGCAAAUCAGGCGGAGAUCGAGGCAAGCAGGAAGCGCGAGGCGGCGAUGAAGGUUAUGCUCAAUCGCGCGGUACAUCAGGGCUUUGUGGUGGAUGAUGGAGAUGUGGACCUGGGUGGCGGAAAGAAUAGCCCGGCGAUAGAUGAGGAGAUGGUGAAGAAGUUGAUGGGUGCGGUGGUGCGGAUGAAGCAGGAAAAGGCGGUUAUCCAGAACGAGCUCGUCGCGCAGAUCAGAAUAGCGUCCGACAAAGCCACGGAUGCGGAUCGACUGCGGCGAGGUGCUCUGCAAGAAGCCGCUUUCUACCGAGCCAAAAUUGCCACUCUCGAGUCUUCGUCCAUGUCGGACCUCUCCAGAGUCGAAAAAGAGCGGAUCGCGGAUUUGGAAAAGCAGCUCGCCAAGCUAUCGACCGAGUGCUCCUCCGCCCAAAGAGAGCUAGCUCGGGUCAGAGAAGCCAAUGCUUCAGACGAGCAACUCCGGUCUGCUGCUCUCGAGCGGGAGUCGGAUUCGGCUCGCCGGGCGGAAGAGGCGGAAGAGGCUCAUCGGAACCUCCUGGAAGAGCUGGAGAGUCUGCGGCAGCAGCACGGAUCGGCGGAAGCUUCUCUGCGCGACCACGCCGAGCGGAUGGUGACUGUUUCGUCGUCAGCCCAGCAGCGGGAAGCGGAGCGGGAUCACCUCCGGUCACAACUCGACGAGGCCACUGCUACCCGGGAGGAGCACCUCGGCCUCAUCGCGUCCGCCCAAGCGGCUAUCGCUGCCGCUGGGACUCGGACAUCCGAGAUGGAGAAUCUCUAUCACAAGGCGACCGCCCGGAUCUCGGACCUCGAAGCGGAGCUCACUGACGCACGGUCCGAGCUCGAGAGCAGGACGCGGGACGCUGAGCUCUCGGCUGAGCGUCUAGGAGAGGUGGAGCAGGCGUACAACCGGAGCAGGGAGGAGGCCGACUCGCUUCGACAACUAUCAACCGGUCACCUCGGUCAGCUGCUCGACUCACACAAAGAGAGAAAGUUGGACGAUACGCGGGGUAUCCGUGGCCAUCAGGAGCAGAUGCGAGCCCUGGAAGAAGAGAGCAAGUCGCUUCGCAAGAUGCUGCGCGAGGCGGGUCAGCGGCUAGAAGAUGCCGAAGCUGGCGUUUCCCAUCAUCGGUCCAAGGCACGUGACCUGGAAUCGGGACAUCAGUCUCUCAAAGCCGAGGUCCGGUCUGUUCGGGCAAAGCACAUGCAGAGCCAGCAGGAACUCGCCAAGUUCCGGGAGCUGCAUGGGGCCAAGGACGCGGAGCUCAGGGAGAGGGAUCUGGCUGUCACGGAGAUCGAGACGAGGUGUACAGUCUUGCGGAACCUGCUCGCCGACCACGGGAUCGCCGUUAGCGAUCACGAUCUCGACUCUGGCGAAACGUCCAGUACCCGCGAGCUCGAAACGCAGCUCCGCGAGCGGGACCGUGCACACGAGAAUGCCCAGCGCGAGAUCGAGACUCUCAAUCAGCGCUGCCUAGACGCCGAGGACAAGGCCGAGUCCCUGAGCCGACUGAUCGACCGUCUCAAGGAUGCGCGAUCCCCAACCGGGAUGUCCAUGCGCUCGCCCAGUCCUUCGGCGGAUCAAAGCCUCCGCGGUCUCGACCAGGACAGGAAGAUUGCCGAGAUCGAGAGCCAGCACAAGGAGAAGCUGGCGGCGCUAGAGUCGGAUUAUCAGACGGCGGUACGAUACGUCAAGGGGACGGAGAAGAUGCUGAAGCGGAUGAAGGACGAGUUGAGCAAACAAAAGCUCGCCAAUACCUCCCUUCAAUCUGAAAUUGACAAUCUCCGCGGUAGACCGUCCGAAGCUGGCGCGCGGACCCGUGAUGUAUCGGGACGGGCCACACCUUCGCUCGACGCCGACCUCCAGCGCAAGCUCGCUUCGCUGCAGUCGGCCCAUACCUCGGUCCAAGCCGAACUCUCGGCAUCUCGAGAUGUGCUCGCUGCGAGGGAACGCGAAGUCGACCUUAUGCGGAUGCGUGUCGAAGAGGCAGAGCGGGAGGUCGAGAUCCUGCGGGAGGAUUUGGCGCAGGCGCAGCAGCGGAUCAGCACCCUGCUGGAGAUGGGCGGGCCGAAUGGGUUCGAUAUGGGCUCAGAGGACGGUGGGGAUCAUGAUGGAAGAGGGAGCGACGAGAACAGUGACGAGGCGACGAUGCAGUAUGACAAGCAGUUGCAGAAUGAGCUCAAGCAGUGGGAGCGGACACGGUCACCGGGCCAUGGCGAGUCGGAUGACGAUACUGUACAGUAUGGCCAAGGUGGCGGAAAGGCGCCUAUAGCACUCGCGCCUGCGGUAGGGCAUCCGGGCAAGGAGACGAAGGGGCACCGGAGGAACAGCUCGGAAUAUAGUGGGGAUUGGGCUCAGUAG
Messenger RNA from Dioszegia hungarica, 4251 nucleotides. RefSeq lists its product as uncharacterized. The transcript is spliced from 10 exons. Bases 1 to 4251 code for a protein of 1416 amino acids. The record is from RefSeq and is a predicted model, not a curated record. NCBI's taxonomy places the organism in Eukaryota, Fungi, Basidiomycota, Tremellomycetes, Tremellales, Bulleribasidiaceae. Gene Ontology annotation, molecular function: protein binding.